Fukomys damarensis (Damara mole-rat) is the source of this 1962-nucleotide messenger RNA. It is a transcript of the gene Cxcl16, whose product is annotated as C-X-C motif chemokine ligand 16. The transcript is spliced from 4 exons. The record is from RefSeq and is a predicted model, not a curated record. The coding region runs from base 84 to 812 and encodes 242 amino acids. Gene Ontology annotation, molecular function: low-density lipoprotein particle receptor activity; chemokine activity; scavenger receptor activity. Gene Ontology annotation, biological process: receptor-mediated endocytosis; positive regulation of cell migration; T cell chemotaxis. Lineage: Eukaryota; Metazoa; Chordata; Mammalia; Rodentia; Bathyergidae.
GGAGCCUUUGCGAAAUAACACUCGAGGCGGCUCGGGAGUCAGGGCGAGGCGGACCCGAACCUCCGACUCCGAGGUUCCCGGAGAUGAGGCGGGGUUGGGGACCUCGGCCCCGCGCGCUGCUCCUUCUGCUGACGCUGGUGGCUCAGCCAGGUGAUGGUAACAGGAGCAGCGCCGCGGGAGGUUGCCACUGUAGUAGAAGGAUCCCUUCUAGCUCCAGUCCCCAGGUGGAAUUCACGAAACAUCUCCAAAAAUACACGAAAGCCUACAGUCACUGUGGAGUUUAUAUCAGGUUCCAGCUUCCUUCCCGGAGUGUGUGCGGUGACAGCCGAGACCAGUGGGUUCUUACCCUGAUGAGCUGCUUGGAUCUCAGAGAGUGUGGACAUGCUUAUUGGGAGAAUCUAGCCCACCAGAAGCAUUUGUCUUCCCCUGGCAUGCUGAUUUCUAGGCCCACAGAAGGGGUACCUCAAGACAGAAGCACUCAUACCCAGAAGUACCCACCAUCUGCCUUGCCGUUUACUGAGAAGCCUACCCUUCUGCCAGGAACACAGUCCUUGGAGAAAGAGCCCACCCUCCUCAAGGAAAUUACCACUUCCCUUGUGGGCUGCAAUCUGGGAGCUGGACAUGAGGCUAAGGAGAACCAGAAACAGCUGGAAGGAAAAGCAGGUGCCACUAGUGGGACAUCAGCUGUGGUGCCAGUACUGUCCCUCCUGGUCAUUGUCUUCUUCCUCAUUGGAGUCAUCCUUUACAUGCAGUGCAAAAGGAAGAGGGGGCAGCCAGCGCAGUACUCUCCAGGUGUUAUGGCUUGUGUCUAGAUGUCCCCCAAAGCCUCAUGCAGUCAUAGGUGGCUUUCUGGAGGUGGCUGGAUCUGGGGCAUGUGAUGCUGAGGUCAAGGGUAUAAUGCUGGACUUGAUUUGUGGUGUGACACUAGGAUUAUGGGUACCCCAAGUGGGUGUGAGUGCUUCCUGCCCUGGAUAGGAUAUAAGAAACAGAAGAAGGGUUGCUAUAGUUGCUGCUUUUUGCUUGCUGCUUGCUACUUCACUGCUGGCUGCCUUCUGCCUCUUUGCCAUGGGCUGUUUUCUGUGCUAGCACAAUAAAUCCUUUUUUCUUUGAGUGUUGAGUAUUUUGUCUCAGCAAUGAGAAAAGUAACUGUGACACCAGGUAACCCCUCACCCAGGGACCCAGGGCUUUCCUUGAAGGGAUACCGCUCCCUGUUGUUCUCAGAUAGCUAGAAACCUGACCCAUCACACAAAAUCUAUGGCUUUUGUACUAUGGGCUGUAAGUUGCCUAUAAGAGUCAGCCAGAGACUAAUGUGGUGAGGGAGUAAAGCUCUUGAGACCAAGCCCAGUGCUUGGCCUUUAGAGCCUAGUGGUGCUUGGAGCAAGGUGAAGCUAGACCAGGCUAGCAGUAGAUAAAGCUAUGGAGAAGGGAAAGGGCCAUUCAUUCAACUAACAAAUAUUUAUCGAGCACUUACUGUAUACAAGGUUCUAGGGUUAAUAUCUGGGAAUUUUAUUUCCCACUUAAAUUACAACCCCUCUCCAAACUCCACUUGAUCUCAGAACUCAUCUCUCAAUUUCUUAAUCCUUUCCAGAUCUACAGCUUUAUUAACACACACCUGCAACACCAGGCUCCAAAACCUGAGCCAAGAAUGGGAGCUUGGACUGAUUUAUUUUAUAAAUACUUUAUGUAAUUGAUAUAAUUUUUGAUACAUUUUAGGCAAUUGCCAAAUUAAAAAUAUUACUAACUGCUCUUAGUCUUCCCCUUUUCUUCAAAGUCCAUCUUUUAUUUCUUUCAUUUCUAUCAAUAUAUGAGGUGUACAUAUUGUACUAGAUUUGCAAUUAAGUAUUUUCUUUUAUUCUGAAAGAUUUAAAGUAGUAUUGUAUUUUUAAAUUUUGUUCAUUGUUAGUGUAUAGGGAUAUAACUUUGGGUAUUUUUUUUCCCAUUAAGUUUAUUGGUACAUCUUAG